Messenger RNA from Cryphonectria parasitica EP155, 1164 nucleotides. RefSeq lists its product as uncharacterized. The transcript has a single exon. The record is from RefSeq and is a predicted model, not a curated record. Bases 27 to 1133 code for a protein of 368 amino acids. NCBI's taxonomy places the organism in Eukaryota, Fungi, Ascomycota, Sordariomycetes, Diaporthales, Cryphonectriaceae.
AAUAUUGAAGAUUACAUACAUUCAAUAUGUUCAAACAGCUCCCUCCUGAACUUCGUCUUGCCAUUCUACUUCAUCUGGAAAUAUUUGACCGGCUUUGUUUUUACUUAACUUGCCGCGACAACUGGGAUCUUCAUCUAAUGGAUCAAAAUUUUGACGAGCAUUUUUUUAAGAUAAAAUGCAAAAGACACGAACUCUGGAAGAGAACCAUGGAUCUUACCUGGAAACCAUAUUGCACAGACCCCUAUAUGGAUUUUCUUCGACGCUUAGAGAGGGAUGCCCAUGGCAGCUCUUACAUCUGUUCCGGUUGCUUCGCAUUGCAUUCUCAUCAGCAUUCGACAUUCGAGGAAGUUUGUUCUCACGCAACAAACGGAUUCGGCGAAUUUCUCACUAGACAAGUUGGAGACAAGCCUUUCGAGAAGAAGAAAGUUACAUGCGCCUUGACGGGAUCAUCUCCCUGGGAGAGGAAACCAAUCGUUAUCAAACAUCAAUCCCUCAAUCCCUCGGUCUUAUUGAAAGUCGAUUUCCAUUGCAACUACAAUUCCGAUGAAAUUCAACCUGCAUCAGUUGUCCACCGGAUCGUCCGAAUGCUCUUGCCACCGUCUGUCGUGGCAUAUAUUACGAAUGCGGAACGCUCUGUCACCUUUCCAAUGAUGAACUGCGCACCGUUUCGAUUAUGCUCUCACUUCGACUUUCAACGCUUCACCAGAUCAUCCACAAUACCUGAGUCAGAUUCUCCUAAUUUAGAACCUAUACUUGAUGGCUGUGGCUAUUUCAGCUUUGUUCGGUCAAAAGAGAUAUUGAGAACAGGACUAUAUACAUGCGAUAGGUGUGGUUCUGCUUUUUCUUUCACAUUUCAUAAUCUGGGAUCUGAAAUCGGUAUUGAAUUCGUCUUUGAUGCUUGGAAUUCCGGUAUAAGUUGGGACGCUAGACACGGUGAUGGCGGCUGGAACUUUUUGCCAUGGGACUCCUGGAAUUCCGAAGGUAGUGAUGAAGAACCUGCCCAGCUUGAGCUAUAUGGAGCUGACGAAUUGCCAUCACAUGAUAUGGAAUUUAUUUAUGCAAGCGCUCUGGUUAUUCCUGGCAGUAGUGCGAGACAUGAUAGUUCGCUUGCUCAAGCGAUGAAGAAUCAAUAAGGUUUCGGUUGGGGUGAGCCUUUUUAGGACC